AUGUUUGAACAUCAAUUGAAAUUCGUAAAUAUACCUGAAACUGAUUGGAUCCCAUACUUGAUUGGAUCAUUACCAUCUGAAAUAAAUCAAUUAGUUGUUGAAGAAAACGAAGAGGAUUCUAAAGAUUAUGCAAAAGUAAAAGCUAUGCUUUUGAAGCGAUAUAGACUCACAGCUGAUAGGUUUCGACAAAUGUUUUCUCAGCAUAGAAAUUCUGCAGAAAUUACAUGGAAGGACUUUGCUUUUGAAUUGAAAUCUUAUUUUGAAGGAUGGAUUAAAGAAUUGAAUAUCUCUAGUUUCGAGCAGCAGCUACAAAACUUGAUCAUUGCAGAUCAAAUAAAGAAAAGAACACCUCCCGAGGUAAGAGAACAUUUUGUGGACAGUUUAUCAGAAAUUAACAAUCCGUUCGAGCUCGCAGAAAAGCUCGAUUAUUAUGAAAAUGUAAGACUUGACAUGAAGAAAAAUGGAUCUUCCAAAGCAAAGAAAUCAUAUUGUAAAGAAAAUAUUAAAUUUGUUCCAGAACGAAAAUCUAAAACUAAUAAUCCUAAAAACGUUAACCAGAUUAAAAAUACAAACAUUGACAAUUCAAAAUUUACUAAUUAUAGACAAGAAAGGAAAACUUCUAUUCAUUGCUAUGGUUGUGGAUAUCCCGGUUUCAUACAGUCAAAGUGCCCUAAGUGUAAUAAGUUAAAAGAAGAAGUUAAAACUGUCGUCAAUCGUGUAAAAUUGUAUGCAGUUGUAUCAUCCGAUCUACUGUCCAGUUCCAUUUUUUUAACUGUUUGUGGUGAAAAAGCAGCUUUUUGCGCUGAUACAGGAGCAUCGAAUUCUAUUGCAGGAGAAAGAUUUUAUAAGUUGUUACGAGAUCGAGGAUUUAGAUUUAAAACAACAAAUUAUUACGAUGAUACUAGCUGA
Molecule: messenger RNA, 909 nt
Organism: Stegodyphus dumicola
Lineage: Eukaryota; Metazoa; Arthropoda; Arachnida; Araneae; Eresidae
Source: RefSeq, a predicted model, not a curated record